Molecule: messenger RNA, 696 nt
Organism: Mangifera indica (mango)
Lineage: Eukaryota; Viridiplantae; Streptophyta; Magnoliopsida; Sapindales; Anacardiaceae
Exons: 3
Coding region: 1-696 (231 amino acids)
Molecular function (GO): zinc ion binding
Source: RefSeq, a predicted model, not a curated record
AUGUAUUGGAAAGCAGCUAAGGCGUACACUGAGUAUGAAUUCCAAGAGGUCAUGAAGUCACUGGCCCGUAUGCACCAUGAUGCAACUACAUACUUGUGUGAGACACACUCAAGGCUUACUUAUUACGAUGUUGAUCGAGUUCAUCAGAGCCCAGUCACACCUUGGGUUGAAGAUAAGAUCGUAAAACAUGUACAGAAGUCUUCAAACUUGGAGGUGCAUCCUAUAACAUCUGAUCGAUACCAGGUCCUUGGUAGUGGCCAAUAUGAUACCCUGGUCGACCUGACGAAGUGUACAUGUAUCUGUCAAAAAUUUCAAUUAUCACAGAUUCCCUGCAUAUAUGUUAUUGUUGUAGCCAAAUAUAUAAAGCUCACAACCUGUAUUCAAUGGAUGCAUCCAUACUACAGCACAACUUUUUAUCGUAUAGUUUAUGCGGACGCAGUCAAUCCAUUAGGAGAUCAGUCAAAGUGGAUUCAUCUGGAGGAGCCACAUGUUAUCCACCUACCGUAUAUGCAUCGUCGUCAUACAGGCCGUCUAGCAAAUAAAAACAAACGUCUUUCUCAAAGAGAAGUUGUUGAGCAACUUAUCUGUAGUGAAUGUCACCAACCUGGACAUAUAAGACAGAAUUGUAGAAGCCCUAUUCCAAUACCUAGUUCUGUACCAUCAAGUUCAGGAAGAAAGAAGAAAGAUGGAAAAUAA